AUGGAGCAAGCUUUUCUUGAGGAACAAGCCCGGAUUGAGGAGCAAGCUCUUCUUGAGGAGCAAGCUCUUCUUGAGGAACAGGCACGUCUUGAGGAACAAGCCCGUCUUGAGGAACAAGCCCGGCUUGAGGAGCAAGCCCGUCUUGAGGAACAAGCCCGUGAGGAGCAAGCUUUACUUGAGGAACAAGCCCGGAUUGAGGAGCAAGCCCGGAUUGAGGAGCAAGCCCGUUUUGAGGAACGAGCUCGUCUUGAGGAGCAAGCUCGUUUCGAGGAACAAGCUCAUCUUGAGGAGCAAGCUUUUCUUGAGAAACAAGCACUUCUUAAGGAGCAGAUCCUCCUUGAGGAACAAGCCCGUGAGGAGCAAGCUCGUCUUGAGGAAGAAGCCUGGCUUGAGGAAGAAGCCCGUGAGGAACAAGCUUGUCUUGAGAAGCAAGCCCUUCUUGAGGAACAAGCUCGUCUUGAGAAGCAAGCCCUUCUUGAGAAGCAAGCCCGACUUGAGGAGCAAGCUUUUCUUGAGGAACAGGCACGUCUUGAGGAGCAGAUCCUUCUUGAGGAACAAGCCCGUGAGGAGCAAGCCCGUCUUGAGGAACAAGCCCGUGAGGAGCAGACCCGUCUGAAGGAACAAGCUCGUCUUGAGGAGCAGUCCCGUCUUGAGGAGCAAGCUCGUCUUGAGGAGCAAGCCCGUCUUGAGGAACAAGCCCGUCUUGAGGAACAAGCCCGUCUUGAGGAACAAGCCCGUUUUGAGGAACAAGCCCGUGAGGAGCAAGCCCGUCUUGAGGAACAAGCCCGUGAGGAGCAAGCUUUUCUUGAGGAACAAGCCCGGAUAGAGGAGCAAGCCCGUGAGGAGCUAGCUUUUCUUGAGGAACAAGCCUGGCUUGAGGAACAAGCCCGUGAGGAACAAGCCCGUCUUGAGAAGCAAGCUCUUCUUGAGAAGCAGGCCCGACUUGAGGAGCAAGCUUUUCUUGAGGAACAGGCACCUCGUCUCGAGGAACAAGCUCGUCUUGAGGAGCAAGCUUUUCUUGAGGAACAGGCACGUCUUGAGGAGCAGAUCCUACUUGAGGAACAAGCCCGUGACGAGCAAGCCCGUCUUGAGGAACAAGCCCGUGACGAGCAAGCUC
This is a messenger RNA of Plasmopara halstedii, 1117 nucleotides long. Its product is annotated as Trimeric LpxA-like. The record is from RefSeq and is a predicted model, not a curated record. The annotation marks the transcript as partial. NCBI's taxonomy places the organism in Eukaryota, Oomycota, Peronosporomycetes, Peronosporales, Peronosporaceae. The transcript has 2 exons.